Phytomonas sp. Hart1 is the source of this 270-nucleotide messenger RNA. Lineage: Eukaryota; Euglenozoa; Kinetoplastea; Trypanosomatida; Trypanosomatidae. The record is from the annotation of a GenBank genome assembly.
AUGCCGAGCAAGGUACUCGCGGUGGUGGUGCAGGAGCCGCCAAAAGUCCAGCUCCCGCGCGGUCGCCAUGUGGAGGACCCGGGGAAAGCAAUGAAUCGGGCCUCGAUAGCUGUAGAGGGACUCCGUUUCGCUGAGGUCGAGAGAAGUUUCGCGUGGGAUGAACUCCUCGCGUGUGGUUUGCGUGCGAAUUGCUACCACCGUGUCCACCAGGCGCUCGGCUUUGGUGCCUUCGAUAAAGACGUGCUCAAGCGCGGCGGAAAGGGCGGCUAA